CCUGACUGCUCGCCUCUCUCUCCUCCAGCCCAACAACUCUCUGCCUUCACAGAUAUGAGUUCUGUCUCUAGCGACUCUGGGCGAUCCUCGUCUCUGUCCUUGUUUUCGGUGGCCUCAUUUGCCCCCACAGGCUGCAGUCAUGGGAAAGAUGCGGUGGUGUUCUGUGCCACCUGCUCCAUGCCACUAUGUGAGGACUGCUUGGCUCAUGUGGGACAUCGCAGCCACAAGUUCAAGACCAUGGAACAAGCAUGCAGAGACAAACUAGAUACGAUUGCUGGGCAACUUGAAAAAUGUUCUGGCAGGAGCCAGAGUAACUCUGAGCAAAAGAUGGAGAAGAUAGAAAAAGACCUUGAAAGGGACUUCCAGACGGUGCGAGACAGUUUCACUAAAAAAUACAGAGAACUGGACGAGCUGCUGAAUGGCAACAAAGAACAGGCCAUCACACUGUUGGAGGCCCAGAGGCAAGGCCAGCAGAAGCACCUGUAUGUUCUGGCCGAGGAGGGUGACCGCUACAAGACACGGGCCAACCACCUGCAGACGCUCAUAGCAGAUUUGGGGAAAAGGGUGUCGUCACAAGACAACUCUUCUACAUGCAUUCUGGAAAUCCAGGCACAUCAAAUCAGUAUUGACCUUAUUGAUGAAUUCUACAAGAAAGUCACCCAAAACAGCAAGUUUGACAAAUCAAGGUUGGAGGCCCUGGAGAAAUCCAUCCAGCGUAUCGUUGAUCAAACCGGUGAAAUCUUCCCUCGACCAUGGCAAUAUUAUGAAGACAUCACCUUUAAUCAUGAUCCUGACAAAGCAGACGGUAGCCUGAUGAUAUCUGAUUCCCAAAUCAGCGUCAGUCCCCACCGCUCGUCCCCCAAAGUCCCCUACCAGACUAAAGAAACCCCGUUCUACAUCCUGGCCAAGCAGUGCUGGAAGACGGGGCGCCACUACUGGGAGGUGGACGUGGGGCACUGCCGCACCUGGGCAGCUGGUGUUGUGGAGCUGGCCAAUGGCAGCCGGCCGCCAUCACAAGCCACACUAAUGCGCCUGGGACGCAACAAGAGGUCGUGGAUGCUGGAGUCUGAGGACGGGGAGCUGACCGCUCUGCACAACGACAACCUGAGCAUGGUCAAGCAGUCUGAACAGGAUAUGACACGCCUCGGGGUCUACCUGGACAUGACCAAGAACAGCGGCCGACUGACCUUCUACGAUGUGGGCAGUGGCGCGGUCCUGCACUCCUUCUGUCUGCGCUUCAAGAAGAGCUUGUUCCCCGCCUUCAGUCUGACCAGAGUGGACGGCCAGGUCCAGAGUCUGCUGCUCUGCAAUCUGGGCCUCAGGACGGAGAGUGUGAGCGAGUCAGAGAACUCAGCCAACAGGGCGAGCCUGAGCUCAACACGGCCUGAGAACGAGUAUGACUCAGGGUUGGAUACAGGGGGCAGCUCUAGGUCAAGCUCUGACAUGUCCGAUUCAGAAUCCUCCGACAUAUCGGACUCCUCUUCAGAUUCUCACAGUCCGAGGAGCGAGGAGUCUUCUGCGGAGUCUUCCUGACCACCUCUCUCCUGACCUCCUCUUAGUAAUGGAGUUGUGGAGUCUCUCCUGACCUCCUCUUAGUAAUGUGGAUGUGGAGUCUCUCCUGACCUCCUCUUAGUAAUGUGGAUGUGGAGUCUCCUCUGACCUCCUCUUAGUAAUGUAGAUGUGGAGUCUCUCCUGACCUCCUCUUAGUAAUGUGGAUGUGGAGUCUCCUCUGACCUCCUCUUAGUAAUGUGGAUGUGGAUCCGUAGACUGAAUUGGGUAGGUUGCGUAGGACGCCAUGCUCCCAGAUUUCAUGCAGGCUGGAGUGAAAAGCACAUCAUGAAUAUUGUAGAACACAAUAUAAUCAAUUUCUGAUGAAUAUUGCUGAUCAAUUUCUGACUUUUCACUUUGCAAAGCACUUAUUUCUUGCACAAGUUAAGCUUGUUUUGACUAAAAGCAAAUUCUCUAUGUUCAACAAUGGUGAAUGGCCAUUUAUAUUCAUCUGCAUUUCUUAUUUCAUGUGGGUCUAUGUUUUAACUAUGUAAAAUAUAGGCUAUUCAAAUGUUUCUUGCACUAUUGUAGAAUGCACUUCGGUGUCCUUGGACCCUACAGCCUUAACUGGACAUCUACUGACAGGAGCAAGAUUUUGUAAAACAUGUUGUUAAACAUAUUGUUAAUUAAAUAUAUUGUUAUUUAUUUAUUUAACAUGUAA
Messenger RNA from Sardina pilchardus (European sardine), 2209 nucleotides. RefSeq names its product tripartite motif-containing protein 14-like. Gene Ontology annotation, molecular function: ubiquitin protein ligase activity; protein binding; zinc ion binding. Bases 55 to 1533 code for a protein of 492 amino acids. The transcript is spliced from 6 exons. Gene Ontology annotation, biological process: protein ubiquitination. The record is from RefSeq and is a predicted model, not a curated record. Gene Ontology annotation, cellular component: cytoplasm. Lineage: Eukaryota; Metazoa; Chordata; Actinopteri; Clupeiformes; Clupeidae.